AUGCCUAACGAAGUCAAGGAUAUCACUACUCGCGACGAGGAUUCAUUCCCAUAUGUCUUUGAGCAGAAUGUCUCCAUCAAUCUCAAGGACGAAUCAGGCAUUGUCCGCGCAAAUGUCUACCGUCCCAAAACAUCAACUCCAGUGCCUGUGAUUGUCACCUACGGUCCAUACGGCAAGGAUAUCCCCUACAAGGAUUUCCACCCUGACAGUUUCAGCGAGGUAAACCCCAAACAAAAAUCAGAACACUCGUCUUGGGAAACUCCAGACCCGAAGUACUGGACAAGCCAAGGCUAUGCUGUUGUGCGUGCCGACGAGCGCGGAACAGGCCAAUCGAUCGGAAAGCUCGAUACCAUGUCUCGGGGUACAAGCGAGGCUUUCUUCGAUGUUGUGGAGUGGGCCGCUGAGCAGACCUGGUCCAAUGGCAAGGUAGGCCUGCUGGGCAUUUCCUACUACGCUGGAAGUCAAUGGCGAGUUGCAGCGCGUCAGCCAAAGGGUCUCGCUUGUAUUAUUCCUUGGGAGGGAAUGUCGGACUAUUACCGGGAUCGGUGUCGCCAUGGCGGAAUCCUGUCAAGCAAGUUUAUCAAGUUCUGGUGGGAUCGUCAGGUUGUCAGCAACCAGUACGGACUUGGUGGUCGUGCGGCUAGGAACUGGGGUCCUGACACCAUUGAAGGUGACUUGAGUGAGGAGGAACUGGUGCAGAAUCGACAGGAUCAGAAUAUCGAUAAUGUCGAGAACCAGUACCGAGAUGAUCUGUACUAUGCUUCGAAGGAGUAUAGCAUGUCUGAUAUCAAGGUUCCAUUGCUGUCUGUUGCAAACUGGGGUGGUAUCUUGCUUCAUCUUCGUGGAAAUGUGGAGGGUUAUACUCAAGCCGGCUCGGAGUUGAAGUACCUCCGUUUCGUCACCGGUCGUCACGAUCUUCCCUUCUACUACAGCGAGGAAGUCGAGCUACAGCGCAGUUUCCUCGAUGCCUUCCUUAAGGGUGAGGACCGUGUUGGCUGGUCGACCGGCAAGGCACCGAAGGUUGAUAUCGUCCUCCGAAAGGGUGAUGUCGGCUUCAACAAUGCCGAAGCCGAGAAGCAGUACACUCGUCGCACGGAGCACGAGUGGCCGAUCGCCCGUACCCAGUACACAAGGUACUACCUCACCUCCCAGCGGGAGCUCCUCACCCACGCCCCCGUCGAACGGCCCGUCAAGAUCUCAUACGAAGCCCUUGGCACGUUGGACUCGCCUCAACUGAUCCAAUUCACCACACCCGCAUUCGAGAAAGAGACCGAGAUUACAGGCCACAUCGUGGCACACCUCAACGUCUCCAUGAGCGCGAAUCCCGGCGCACCUACCCCACAAGAUAUUGACCUCUUCAUCACAAUGCGUCAUAUCUCAGCAGCUGGAAAGGAGGUAUUCUAUACCGGUACCGCAGGUGAUCCGGUUCCCCUGUGCAAGGGCUGGUUGCGUGUUAGUAUGCGCAAGGUGAACAAGAAACAUGUGCGGAAUCGGCCUUACCUUCCUCACCGCGAUUACUACUCCACUGAUGUCCGGCCUGUUAUUCCUGGUGAGGUUUACCCCGUUGAUGUGGAGAUCUGGCCUACCAAUGUUGUUGUGGAAAAGGGUGCCAAGAUCGUCUUGGAGAUUGCUAGUGGGGAUACUCAGGGUAGUGGCAUGUUCCAGCAUAACUCACCUAUUGAUCGGUCUGUGGAAAAGUUCCAGGGUCAAAAUCAUAUCCACUUCGGAUUGGGCGACAACUACGUUACUUUGCCUAUUAUUCCUUGA
Molecule: messenger RNA, 1767 nt
Organism: Penicillium odoratum
Lineage: Eukaryota; Fungi; Ascomycota; Eurotiomycetes; Eurotiales; Aspergillaceae
Product: CocE/NonD family hydrolase
Exons: 2
Coding region: 1-1767 (588 amino acids)
Molecular function (GO): dipeptidyl-peptidase activity
Source: RefSeq, a predicted model, not a curated record